CAGUCUUCACACCCAGUCAACGAAAACUCCGGCGACCAGCUCCAGGCGAUGAACGACGAACUGUUCUGGAAUCUGGACCACUUGACUUCCUGUUGAAUCUGGUUGAUUCUAGUUCUCCUCUGUUCCAGAUCGAGCAGUCAAUCUAAGUCUCCUCUCUCACUCAAUCGAUCUGAGUCCCCUUCUCCUUGCUUUUGUAACGAAAAGUACAUAAUAUCAAGACUAAAGUACCCAAUUAAUUACAGGAUGGGUGAACUAGCAGUUGAAAAGCAUGUUAAGUACGUUUUAUCAGUUGAAAAGGUAGACAUCCCUUUCAUCUCUUCUGAUUAUGUUUUUUAAGUUUUAUUUUGAAAAAGGAAAUAUCCAUAUAACUUGGUACGUUUUGUCAGAGGAAGGAUGAUUUUGAAUCUGUGGUGAUGGAGCAUUUAAGAAUGAAUGGGGCAUAUUGGGGACUGACCACUCUUGACAUGUUAGGGAAGCUUGAAAUGGUGGACAGAGAUGAAAUUGUUUCAUGGGUCAUGCAGUGCCAACAUGAAUCUGGUGGAUUUGGUGGAAACAUCGGACAUGACCCUCAUAUACUGUAUACCGUCAGUGCGGUCCAAAUUUUAGCACUAUUUGCCAAGAUAGAUGUCCUUGACAUUGAUAAGGUGUCAAACUAUAUAAGUUGCCUGCAGAAUGAAGAUGGAUCCUUUUCAGGGGACAUGUGGGGUGAAGUUGACACAAGGUUUUCUUAUAUUGCAAUUUGUUCUCUCGCCCUAUUGCAUCGUUUGGAUAAAAUCGAUGUGGAAAAGGCUGUAAAAUACAUUAUAAGUUGCAAGAAUGUAGAUGGUGGAUUUGGGUCCAUACCUGGUGCAGAAUCUCAUGCAGGGCAAAUUUUCUGUUGUGUGGGGGCUCUUGCCAUAACUGGAUCUCUACAUCAUGUUGAUAAGGACCUCCUUGGCUGGUGGUUGUGUGAACGACAAGUUAAAUCUGGAGGUCUAAAUGGGCGUCCUGAGAAACUUCCUGAUGUCUGCUAUUCUUGGUGGGUUCUAUCAAGCUUGAUAAUGAUUGAUCGAGCUCAUUGGAUUGACAAGGAAAAACUUGUCAGAUUUAUAUUGGACUGUCAGGAUAAGGAGAAUGGAGGAAUUUCAGAUAGGCCUGAUGACGCUGUUGAUGUCUAUCAUACCUAUUUUGGAGUUGCUGGCCUUUCACAUCUUGAAUAUCCAGGAUUGAAACCCAUAGAUCCGGCUUAUGCAUUGCCCGUGGACGUUGUAAAUAGGAUUUUCUUUGGCAAAUAAGUGGGUCGGUCCUUACUAGAUUUCUUUUGUUAUCAGUGAGAAUAUUCGAAACCUCUCAUCAUUUCCUAUCUUGAAAAAUGGUUAAAUAUCUUAUUAAAAAGUGAGAUUGGUCGUUUUCCAGUAGCUCUUUGUUUUUUUUAUGCCUCCUGGUCUGUGCAGAUGUGUUACUGUUCAAUCAAGUUGUACAGUUCUUUGAAUUCCUUAUGGUUGAAAAUCUUGAAAUUCUGU
This is a messenger RNA of Ilex paraguariensis (yerba mate), 1502 nucleotides long. NCBI's taxonomy places the organism in Eukaryota, Viridiplantae, Streptophyta, Magnoliopsida, Aquifoliales, Aquifoliaceae. The record is from the annotation of a GenBank genome assembly.